AUGGUUGCCGAGUACGAAGUCGUUGAAGAUGUGGGUCUUGGAAAGGGAAUGUUGUCGACGAUGCAGUUGAUAAAUGCGGAGGAGUACGGAGGAAAAGUGCUUUUGAAGGUCCCCGGAUGCGAAGGUACCCGAGAACGUUUCCUGAUCGACGACAACACAUUCUGUACCCUACACAACACUGAAGUUGCAGCCUAUACUUUCCUCGAAAGACAUCAAGAAAAGAACAUUUCCUAUCCAAAAGUGUACGAACUCGAAAAAAUGGACACAACUGCGGAUCCCAUCAAACCAGGACAUAUCAUAAUGGAGUAUAUGAGAGAUAUUACGCAUAUGUAUUGUACUGAUAAUUUGAAACCAGAAGAACUGGAAGACGCUGUGAAGAAUCUGGCAAGAUUUCACUCGAUUGGCGCUGAUCUGACAGAAGAAGAGAGCAAAGAAGUCGUCAGAGAUUUCGUGAAGAGUUGGUUUACAAAACUAUUCAUUCAGUCGAACAAGGACUCGUUCAUCGGAAACUGGAAAGGAGAAUUGACGGAUUUGUUGACAUCUGAAAUGGCUAAAAAUACUAUUGGAAAACUAGAUGGGAUUUUGACCCCAGAAAAUUUCGAGAAAUGGAAUGAUGAUUGUCAGAUUUCCGGUGUCCAAGAAGUACUUUGCCAUGGAGACUACUCCUUUCACAAUCUUCUCUACCAAAAGCUUCCCGAUGGAUCUUUCAAGUUCAGAGCUAUCGUUGAUUUCCAGAGUGUCAACUGGGGAAACGCCGCUCAAGAUCUCACUCGUCUAUUCGUCACGGCUUUGGGAGGAAAGGAUCGUCGAGAUUCUGAAGACCGACUUCUCAAAGUUUAUCAUGAUGAGUUGACGGCAGCGUCUGGUGGAAAAGCUCCGUUUACAUUUGAGCAGCUUCAACAAAGUUACGCUAGAUUUUUCCAAUUGCAUGGAGCGAUCGUUUGUACUGUGACUCCUGGAUUAUUCCUCACUUACCUGGCAGACAGAGAGGAUGGACCGGAGAAGGAUGCGGCUAGUUUUAAAGAAAAAAUUAGUCUAACCCUAAUUUUUGAUUUUCAGUUCCGUGACAAAAUGAUGGAGAAAUAUCAAGCGCUUCUGGAGGACCUGAACAGGAAGCAUGAUUUUUAA
Messenger RNA from Caenorhabditis briggsae, 1128 nucleotides. The transcript is spliced from 5 exons. The record is from RefSeq and is a predicted model, not a curated record. Bases 1 to 1128 code for a protein of 375 amino acids. NCBI's taxonomy places the organism in Eukaryota, Metazoa, Nematoda, Chromadorea, Rhabditida, Rhabditidae.